Meloidogyne enterolobii is the source of this 1884-nucleotide messenger RNA. Lineage: Eukaryota; Metazoa; Nematoda; Chromadorea; Rhabditida; Meloidogynidae. The record is from the annotation of a GenBank genome assembly.
AUGGGAAUUCAUGGUCUUUGGCCUUUGUUGAAAGUGACUUCCACUCCCAUAACUCUGGAGGAACUUGAAGGAAAACGUCUUGCAAUAGAUAUUUCAUUAUGGAUUCAUCAAGCUCAAUGCUUCGACAUUGGCAAACAAUCUAACAAACCACAUUUGACUAUUUUAAUAAAUCGGAUUGCAAAACUUUUAUUUUAUAAAAUCAGGCCUGUUUUCGUAUUUGAUGGAGAUAAUUUACCUAGAUUCAAGAGGCAAAUUUUGCGUGAUCGCAUGUUGAAAUCUCAUUUGCAAGAGUUUAAUAUAAAUAGAGGGCAGAAACGAAUUUUUGAGCGAGUAGCAAAUGACCAUUUAAAUUCAGACAAGGCUGAAAGUGUUCCUUUAAAAAAUCAUAAAAUUGGGAAUUGUGGAAACACAACUGCAAAUACGCCUGACGAUUGCAAUAUCCCUUCAACCUCCAACCUCAAUUCACUCUCGAAUGAUUCGGAUAGUGAUAUUUCUUCAGACAAUUUUGUUAAUGAUAGCGAGAUUUACAGUUCAAAAAUUGAUGCACAAAUUUCUAGAUUGGAAGAGCAUCGCGAACGAGAACGGAAUACUUUAUUAAAACAAUCUGAUAUUCCAGAUGAUGCAAAACAAUUUAGUAAUUUUCAAUUACAGCGUCUUUUACAAAGAAAUCAAACUAAUUCUGAUCUAAAAAAAUUAAAAGAAGAAAGAGUGCGCAACAUUGCUGAUAUUUCUCAAAAUGAUUAUAAUGAUAUUAAAGUUAUUAUUGCUGAUCAAUUUCAACAAGUACAUGUUUUGCCACCUACCGAUGGAUUUGAGGACAAAAUUGCAAAAUCUACAUUUUAUGAAAAUUUUGAUACUGGGCAUAAAUGUGAAGUUACCUCACAAUCUACUCCAAUAAGUAGUGACGAUAACUCUGAUGAUUUUAUUGAUGUUUCCGAUCCAGAAUUGAUAGAUGACUCCGAUGCUUCUUCGACUAUUACCAAUGACAUAGAAGUUGUUGAUGAAUUUCCGUUUGACAAAAGUGACGAAAACAGCCUAAUAUCAGGCGAAAGUGUAAAGGAAUUCAAUGAAAUCGCUGCUAAUAAAGAUGAUUUUUUACUUCCAAAAAAUUCCUCAAAGAAUACAUUAAAUGGAAACAAUUCAAAAGCUGAAAGAGAUGGAAUAUAUGUAGAUUGUCAGAAACUUCUUUUUACUCUCGGUUUGCCUUUUAUGGAAUCUCCUGCUGAAGCAGAGGCGCAAUGUGCCGAACUUGAAAGAUUAAAUCUUGUGGAUGGUAUUGUUUCCGAUGAUAGUGAUGUUUGGCUUUUUGGUGCUAAAAAUGUCUAUAAAAAUAUGUUCAGCAGAAAGAUGAAUUUGGAAAAAUAUUCUUCUGAAGAUAUAAGACAAAAACUUGGUAGGCAAAAUAAAAUUAUUUUUUUAAUUUUCAAUAAAGGUUUGACACGUUGUGGAUUUAUUCAACUGGGUUUGUUGGCUGGGGGAGAUUACUCUCAAGGAUUGAAACAGAUAGGAGUGGUUGCUGCUCUUGAAUUGAUCUCUGAAUUUCUUAUUAGUUCUGAUGAUACUGAUAAUUUAUCAGAUAAGGUUUUAUGUUCUCUUAAGAAAAUAAGUGAAUGGAUAUUAUCAAAACGCCUAAAAGACAUUAAUUCAGUUUUUAUUGAAUCUCCACGCCGGAUUUCUUUGAGAAAAAUUAUUGAAGCUAAUAAUUCUGAUGAAACUAUUAAACAGUUUCCAAAUAUUGAAAUAAUUGAAGCCUAUGCAAAACCACUGGUAGACAGUUCUACAAAGAAAUUUAAAUGGAGACGAGUUGAUUUUGUUGCACUAGAUUCUUUUUUACAAAUUAAUCUUGGAAUAACUAAGGAAGACAUUUUUAAGGUAAAUUUAUAA